AUGAAGUGCUUUGAGCGUAUUCUUCUCAGGUAUGAGGCAUCCUCAAAUGUCCAAGUGGAACCAAAGGAGCAGGUGCACUUUUACUCGGAGGGCCGAGUGUUUCAGCAUCAUGCAAACCUCGGUACCUACACCCUAACGUUCCCCGGCCUCCAUCGGAGGGAGGGAGAGGCAGAGACACAGAGCGGUGAAGACCGCUGCUUACAGGAGGAGGUGAAGGAGCUGAGGAGACUUAUUCAUCUUCACAGAGACAAAAAGGGAAACUCAGAUUUUGCGAGUACCAUUGCACCAACACAUGCCUCCCUCUCCAUCGAUCAUGAGCCGGUCAGCACUGCCUGUGGGCUGCAGCCCUGCUCUAACAGCCAACAAGAGAGCAAGCAGGAUGCAGGCCUAGCUGUGGUAACCAUAGAGAACUUGGGCUCAACAACAAAGGAACAGGGAAGUCCUUCGUCAUUGGAGGAGAGAACACAAGGGGAGGACUCUGCUGUUGUCACUCACACAUCCUGUACCAGUGGAAGUCUUUGUCAGAGCCAGGAAACUGUAGGAGCACAGAAGGGUACACCAGCUGCCAACUCUCCUGCUGGCCGUAACAGGAAGAACAAAAAGAGAACUACAAAGACCACAACACACGCUUCAAAAUCUCCACGAAAUAACAGAAGCACCCCUGAGGACGAUAGAGGCACUGCAUGCAGGCAGACAACAGGAAGUAGAACAGAGGCACAUGGAGCUGUUCCGCCCAGAGAACCAGCGGUGGCGUCUGUGAUUGGUGACGGGGAAGCUACAAAAACUCUGUGUAGUCUCGGAACAGAUGAGACUGCAUCACCCAUAAAGCCAGCGUCUGCACCUGGCGGCGAUGGGCAGUGUGCUGGCACGGGGACAGUUGCCUUGCCUACCACCAUCAUCGUGGAAAAACAGGAAGGAGAGAAGUGGGAAGUUGACCUGCUGAUAUGUGAGCGAGUUGUAGAGACAGAAUCCGUGACAGAGACAGAGCAGAGAGACACUGAAAGUCUCCCAGCAGAAGAAGCUAAAUUUAACUUAGCUGUGGAAUCAGCUGCAGAGAGGACAGUAACUAUGGGUCAGGAACAAUCACAGGAUCCCCAGGAAUGCCAGUCAGACCCAGAGGAGCCAAGCCAACCUGUCACCAUGGACAAGAGUCCUCAGUCUGGCAGGAGGACCAGCCCCAAGUCCCCGGCCACGGAAAGAAAAGCCCAGAGAGGACUAUGGCGGAAUGCAGGCUGGAUUGGAAACAGAAUGGGCUCACCUCCACAUGGACCAGAAACAGUAGCAAAAACAGUCUGGUAUCAGGAUGAAAAACUAGACCAGGGUGUCAGUGAAGACUAUAACAGAAAGGAACUGAAGUCCCAGUCAGUUUGGUAUGACAGUGGCACAAUGGAUCAGAAAAAACAUGAACAGUUGGAGCAGGGAAUGAGAGAGCAGAAAGAAUGUGAUUUGAGCUCACCCCGUGCUUCUGGUCUUAGUUCUCCACAGCUGUUAGAACAGGCUCUAAGUUCUCAUCAACUGUCUGCAGCUCUUAGUCAGCCACAUGCUGCUGGAGCGCAGCCAGCACUGUCACAUGGGCCUGGUGCACAAAGACGGGAAGUACACAGAUCACAGCGAGAGGAGGAAGUAGGGCCAGAUUGGAAGGAGGGAGGAGUGGAGGGAGACAGAGAGGAGGUCAGCAACAGAGAGACGUCUUACAGCAGAAAGAGUUCUGAAACAGCAGGCGUCGAAGAGGCAGGAGAAGAGAAGCAAGGGAGCGAAGAGAAGGGAGCAAAGGGAAGAAAAAAGAGGAGGAAGAAGAGGGGGAAAAGAGGAGGCACAGAGGCCAAGUUUAGCUCCAGCUCCAGUGUAGAGUCCCAGAGCCAGAUAGAGAUACAGACGCAGAGAGAACAAGUGGCGAACCUGAACACGCAGUCAGAGACAGAGUCAGAAGCCAAGGAUAAAACAGGAAAGGCAGAUGUCCAGACUCCCUGUGCUCCUGAGCCAACCCGGAGAGAGGAAGCUGACAAGGACGCAAUGCAUCUACCCAGCCAGACAGAGGGCCACACCAGGGACGUUCAUGGACCUGACUGUGACGUUACAAACCCGGAUCCUAGUUAUUCCACUCCUGAGUUAAGUCUGACAGACCCCGGGAGAAUGGAUCUGGCUGAAGUUACAGCUCCACAGACUUUAGAACCAAAGGAAUUAUCAGAGGAUGAGAACAUGAACCUUCAUGGACCUGAUAACCUCCAUUCUUCUGCCACUGCUUCAAAUGAACCUGACAUCAGAAAGGAAGAUACAGGAGAAAUUACAACUGUGCAACCAAUAGAAAAGGAAGUGCUUGACCCUACAGGGCUGGAAUUAAAGGGGCUUGCCAGUCCAGUCCAACAAACAGUGCAUGAAGUGGAGUCAAAGGGAUCGUCAGAAAAGGAGUAUUUGACAGUUGCUGGUGAAGCUGUCGCAUGCGGGGACUGGACAGGUUUGGUGGAAUCUAAUAAUCAGAAGGAACUUCCUGUCAAACAUUCAGAUCCCACAGAAUUCACCGCGGACUCGUUUCUUGUGGAAUUUCCUGAGCAGAAUACACAACACGCACAAUCCGUGGACUCGGACAAACCAGUACAGCCUGUGGAUCCCAUGGGAAGACCCGAAGGAUUUAUGGAAUCCGUGCAUCCUACAGAAGCUGUGGGUCUGCCAUGUGAAGGUACAGCGGAUGUGUCACCACUUCAAAAAGGGGAAGGAAGGGCUGAGACAACUCCGAGGGAAUAUUUAGAGCAUUGUUUGGCCUCGGAGAUGCUGAGAGAUCAGCAGCACAAGGAGGAAAAGAGAAACGAGUUGUGGAUGGGUGAAGGGGAAGCGGGUAAGGAAAGAAGCUGGGAGAGGAGGAGUGAAGAAAACGACAGUGGGACGGUACGCGGUGAGGAGUCUUCUUCUGCAGGGAAAAAGGUGGAGGAUGAGGAGCUUCCUUCCUUAGACAGAGAAGAAGAACAGAACUACAAUGACGAGUUGAUUGCCACAGCGGUAGCAGUUGUAACGGUAGCAAUAGCAUCAGCCAUUUCUAGCAUAGAAUCAAGCCAGCGGUUAGCAGACAGUCAGUCUGACAGUCAAGAGUGUGCAAGCGAAGAACCAGCAAAUGAUCGGCCAUUAGCACAGGAUGCUAGUGUACCAGCUGAUACAUUAAAGCAGCUGGCAGAUGAUUCACUCAGCAGUGUUCAGUCCACACAAGUGUCUGCACAGCGUGUGGACCAAGAGAACCGUCAACUGUUAGCAAUGACUCAAGCUGAUCAGUUCACUUCUAACCAACAGGCUGAAAUAUCAGAGGAGUUACAGUGUAGCACCGAGACAGAGACGCUAACAGCAGCACAGCUAAAUAGCAACCAGCAGACUCACUCUGACUUGUCAGCACUUGCGGACACCCCUAGUUUACCACAACCUGAUAAAGAGGAAAGUCAAACAGAAACUAUACAAAGCAAACUCCUUCCAUUAUGUUCAUUAUCUAAAGAGGAAGACAGCACGCUGCAAGUUGAUACGAAACCAUUGCCAGAAGCAAAUAAAAUGAUUACAAUCGAGGCAGACAGCCACAAGCAGACAGAAAUCCAGCUGCAAGAAGUGAGCCAGCUCUCCUGUCCUGUCGUAGACACAGGGCAGCAUCCAGAGGCUUCUGACAUAUUCUGUCCGGAUCCUGAGGAGAGUCCUGGACCAGGAGAGCAUAGAGACCCCCAGAGUCAGUCUAUCUGUGAGCUAGAGAGUGGGAUACAAGCAGAGGGAGAUGGACAGCAGUUAGAUUCACAUUUUCAACACAAUGAGACAGUUGGCAGUGAUGGAAUUCACCCUGUAGAAUCCAUAACUGCUGAGGGCGAGGCAGGAAGGCAGGCACACGAGCAGUGUAAGGCAGAGGAAAGUGAGGGCUGUGAAGACGCGUCAGGCUCAGAGUGUCAGGCUAAAGAGCACGAGAGCGAUCCACAGCUGGAUGGCCAGGUUAAAACGCCCUGUGAAGGGGAGACUCCUGCUGUGCCGUUUUCUUGCGCUUCAACGCUCCCUGUUACCCACUUUGGCUUAACUCCCGUGGCUGAUCCCAGUCCGGAGGGCCCGACUGGCCCUGUGAAUGUGGAGACAGGUGAAUGCCAGUCACUUCAGCCAUUAGCAGACCUGAAGCCUAUCCCUGCCAUCCCUCUCGGCGCUGACGGCGACACGUUCCAGAGCACAUGUCAGGACUCUGAGGAUGGUGUGUUUGAGCGGCUGGAGAAAGACUCUGUGGAUACAGUGGAUGGAUGGAAGGAGAGAGAAAGGAAUAAGAUGAAAAGUGAAGAGGAAGCCAGGAAGGAGAUGGUCACCGUUGGGGACACAUGCCAGACAGAAGCAGAAACAUUUCCAGCAGCAGAAGAAGAGACUCAACAGACCUGGAGAGACUCAGACAGCACACACGUUCUGAAGAUCCAGAGGGAGAGGGAUGUGUUCUACCCUGUCCCGCCCUGCCCUGAACCCAACACAGGAACAACAUGUACAGACGUCCAUCCAGACAGAGAGGAGCGUGUGUCCAUGUGUUUGUUGCACACAGACAAAGACGGUCUGAAAGUCAGUAAUGAGCUGGAUGACAGUGUCUUUAAAAAGCCUCUAGAUCCUCCGCCCUGCGUUGGACACAGGGAGAGAGGGGUUCGUGUCUCCUGGUCUUCCAUAGAUGAUGCGUCGAGUCCCAGUGAGGGGGCUUUGUCAGUGGGCACGUCUGAAGCGGUGGCCCCUCAGAGCUCCAGACUGUCCUGGAAGUCAGAGACAGAGGACAGAGGAGGAGGAGAGACAGAAGGGGGAGGAGAGGAGGAAGAGAAAAAAGACCAGCUCCCAGAAAACCCCGUCUCCUCUGCCAUCUUGCGAGCCUCCAUUCGUUCCUUGUCUCCGUUUCGUCGUCACAGCUGGGAGCCGGGCAGGAACAACGCCGCGGCAGAUAGUGACAUCACGCAGCGCAGCUCAUUGAAGAGCCUGUCAGGAGAGGCGAAGAGAGCCAAGCCCCCCCUCCACAGGCGAAGUAUGAGUUGGUGUCCAUCCAACUUGCGUCAUCCUGAUCAGGAGCAAAUAGACAACAGAAGCUACAGUCUGGAGGGUCUGGAGGUGGAGAAGGGAGCGGUCCAGGUUCAGUGUCCCAGCUUCAGUGAUCAGAGGGAGAGGACUGCAGGGAGGAGUUUACGCCUGGAGAGCCAGGAGAGGGGCUCCCUGGUCUCCCUCACUGAGGAGGAGCAGGAAGGAGAUGGUAGCAGCAUCGACAGCCAGACAUCACAUCAGGUCCUGUCAGUGACCAGCAGCUGUCCUGCCAUGUUCAAUCACCAAACCCUCACUAAAUCCAUCUCCAUGGUUACCAUCAGUCACCGUGAUGUAGAUGGGAUGAGCUCGUUCUCCAGUAACUCUGGGCCACUGGAAUACAGUAUUUCAGAGGAGGAGCCGGGCCCUCUGCAGAGCGGCACUGAAGGAAAAGGAGGACCCAAGAUCAGUCGGACGUUCAGCUACCUCCGCAGCAAGAUGAGCAAGAAAGGCAAGGAGAAAGAGAAGGAGAAGAGGGGAGAGAGGGAACGAGAGAGUAAAGAGAGAGAAAAGAAGAGUGCCAAUGGUCAUCUCUUCAUCCCCGUCGGCCUGCCCUCCUCCACAGCCUGUCAGCACUGCACCAAACUUCUGCACAACAAAGACACAUUCCUCUGCAACAACUGUGGCGUCUAUGUCCAUAAGUGCUGCAGAGAGAGUCUGUCUGUCUGUACAAAGAGCAAAACAAAGCAGCAGUCACUGGUGCCAGAAUCUGUUCCUGGCUCAGCUGCUAACAUGAGGAGUAAAUCUAUAUCUUCAACAUCAUCUGUAUCCUCUACAUCCUCCUCAUCGUCACGGGAACGCUGGUCCACGGCAACCACCCCUGAUGACCAGCUUCCUGUGGUGUUUCCACGGAAACACCCUAGCAUCUUCAACCCACACAGCAACCUGUCCAAGAGCAUCUCCACCAGCAACAUAGCAGGGUUAGAUAAUGUUCCACUGAAAGGCCUGAAGUUUCUGUCCCAGUCUACUGACUCUCUCCAUCAAGGAAGCAAAGUCAACGCCUCCACUGAGUCUCUCACUGAUGAAGGUACUGAGAUGAUGGACAGUCAGCUAAUGGGAGAGUUUGAAUAUGAUGUCAAAGAUCUGGAAGCUGAUUCUUGGAGCGGCACGGUGGAUAAGAAGUUCUUGAAAGCACUGAAGAAAGAUGAAAUCAAGAGACAAGACGUCAUCUACGAGUUAUACCAGACAGAGUUCCACCAUGUGAGGACACUGAAGAUCAUGUCUGAGGUGUACUACAAAGGCCUUCAGAAGGAGCUGCAGCUCGACACGCACACUCUGGACAAGAUUUUCCCUGUUCUGGACGAUCUGUUGGACAUGCACACACAUUUCCUCACCCUGCUCCUGGAGAGAAAGAGGGCGUCAUCAGCUGAGGGACAAAACAACAACAGCUUCCUCAUCUGUAGCAUCGGGGACGUCCUGGUCAGCCAGUUUUCAGACUGCAGUGCUGAUGGCAUGAAGAAAGUUUACGGGAAGUUCUGCAGUCGCCACAAUGAAGCGGUCAAUCUGUACAAAGACCUGCAUGCCAAAGAUAAACGCUUCCAGGCUUUCAUCAAGAAGACUAUGAGCAGCAGCAUCGUGCGGAGGCUCAGUAUUCCAGAGUGCAUCUUGUUGGUCACUCAGAGAAUCACCAAAUAUCCUGUUCUGAUCCAGAGGAUACUCCAGCACACCAAAGACUCCGAUGAAGACCACAGCUGUGUUUUUGAAGCGCUGCGCCGUGUUAAGGAGCUGAUCACGGCUGUGGACAGUAAAGUCAACGAGCAGGAGAAAAAACAGAGACUGAGGGAGGUUUACAGCCGCACUGACAGCAAGUCCAUCAUGAGGAUGAAGAGCGGUCAGAUGUUUGCUAAAGAGGACCUGAUCAGAGGGAGGAAGCUGCUGCACGAUGGAGCGCUGCAGCUGAAAAACUCUGCUGGACGACUCAAAGAUGUCCACGCGAUGCUCCUGUCUGACGUGUUGGUCUUUCUUCAGGAGAAAGACCAGAAAUAUGUCUUUGCCUCAUUGGACCAGCGCUCCACAGUCAUCUCUUUACAGAACCUGAUUGUCAGAGAAGUAGCUAAUGAGGAGCGAGGUCUCUUUCUGAUCACAGCUGGUAUAGAGAGACCAGAGAUGGUGGAGGUGCUGGCCAGCAGCAAGGAGGAGCGCAACACAUGGAGGGCCAUUAUACAGGACGCCAUGCACUGCAUGGAGAAAGACGAGGACGAAGGAGUUCCCAGUGAGACAGAGGAAGACAGGAAGCAGCAGGAGAACAGAGCGAAGGAGAUCCGAGAGCUUCUGCGAAGGAAAGACAAGGAGAUCAUCUCUUUGUUGGAGGAGAAGGUCCUCAUCUUCAGAGACCUGGGCGACUGUAAUCCCGCCCCGGACGACACAAACCCACCAGUCAAGGCGCGGAUGCUAUUCAGGGCCACACCUGAUGAUGUCACAAAGGGAGAGCCAAUCAUAAAAGAUGCCCUGAGAGAAGUGGAGACCCUGCAUGCUUUAGUGAACAGCGGUGUUGGUGGAGCAGGCUGCAGUGUUCCAGUUGGCCUGACAGGGGGCAGUGUGGGACCGGUCUGUCUGCCCAGGAGAGCUGAGACAUUCGGAGGCUUCGACAGUCAUCAGAUGAACAGCAGCAAGAAUGGAGAGAAGGAAGAGGGGGACGAAUCUCUAGACCUCCGCAGGACUGAGUCAGACAGCGUGUUGAAGAAGGGGGCCACUGCCAGCCUACAGAUGUUGCUGAAGAGGAGCAAUGAGGUUCAGCACAGUGUGACACAUCUUCACGACCUGCUGAUGUCACUGCAGGCUGUGGUGGUCCAGCAGGACUCGUUCAUCGAGGACCAGCGGCAGGCCCUUAGCGACCGGCUCACCGCCAACUCGUCCAGACACUCGUCCUCCUCCUCGCUGUCCUCCUCUUCAUCCUCUCGCCCCUCCUCCCUCAUCGAGCAGGAGAAACACAGGAGUCUGGAGAGACAGCGGCAGGAGGCUGCCAGCCUGCAGAAACAGCAGGCUGCACACCAGGAAGAAAAGAGGAGGAGAGAGAAGGUAUGGGAGCUGAAGGAGAAAGGUCUGGCAGAGCGGGAGGAGAGGCUGCGGGCGGAGGAGGAUGAGACCAGGAGGAGGCGUCAGGAGCUGGUGGAGGAGCGAGAGAUGCUGCAGAGGAAGAAGGAGGAGUACCAGAGAGAGCUGGAGAGGCUGAGGGAGGCACAGAGGAGGCUGGAGAGAGACAAGGAGGCUCUGAGGAAAGACACAGAGAGACUGGACGCCAUGAAGAGAGACGAGUUGGAGCAGCUUCAGAGGUACGAGCGGACUCCCUCCACCACCUCUGAAGACUCCAUAAGGUUCCACAGCUGCGAGUCUCUGGAUCUGGAUUCAAAACAAGCAACAGAACAGCUAAAAGAGGUGGAGCUCUCAUCCUCUGCCCCCACCAAAGAGCCUUUCCUCCGCAUCGGAUCCAAGAGGAUGGGCAAAAACUUUAACCCCUUCUCCUCUUCCUCCUCCUCCUCCUCCUCUAAGCCUCAGGGAGCAGAGAAGGAGUCUCAGCUCCCCACCAGACUGCUCCAGCUGGCCAAACCCAAAGAGAAGAAAGACAAGAAGAAGAAGAAGGGGAAGGGAGGGGAACAGACGCAGACAGAAAGCAAAGUGAUGUCUGAUCCUCAGAAUGAUGGAGAUAUCUUCUUCUGCUGAGGACCUGGUCGAUGUGAAAUUCUAACCUUCCUGAGGAACCAGACAGCUGGCAAGCAAAGCAAGCGGGACUCGGAUUGUUCCUUAACCCCCUAUCUGGACGUGAAGCGUGUCUUUGCUGCCAGUCCGGCCUCUGGACACUGUCUCUGCCUUCUUGUCAGACAGAAUGUACCAUCACGGAUGAGAGGCCGACCGGGUUCUCAGGAUAGCAGUCUGACUCUACCUGCGUGUGGUAAUAACCUCCUCCCAGAGACAGCAGGUGAAGUUAAUGCUGAACUGAUGAUUCAUGUGCCAAGAAUAUCCCCUACGACCUUCCAUCGUUUCGAGAUGUGAUGGGAAGCCAAGACAGACCAAACAAAAGCAGCGUGAGAAGCACAAGAGGAAAACAGCCCCUUGACUUCUUCCAGCUGUGCGUCACAGGUCACGUGUUAGACCCUGCACAUGGUGCUUCAAGUCAAGUCUCCUCAACUGUAGCAGACCUUAGCUUUAACAUCAACCGAUAAUAAGUGCCAUUUCUUCAAGUAUUGCUUCUGCUAGCUUCGAAUGCGUGUGAUUCUGCUGACUCCUGAGUUUCAGGCGACAGCUCCGCGGCCUGGCUCCCAGGCCGAACACGUUUUAAUCUAAUGUGUGAUUUGUACGUCCCCCCCUUUGCUCCAACUCGGGUUUUAUCAAAUCAGGCUAAACAAGAGCUCCACCAUGUCUCACUGUCCACGCUGUGUGCUGAGGUCAGUGUGUGCAACAAGGCCACAGACCUCCAGACACAAUCAAUCAGUCAGGCAGUCGGCAGAGAGACGAACGGAUCGUGUCUCACGGUCCACUGAGAGGUCAGUGUGGGAAGGAUGAGCAGAGACUCGGUGGUUUUAGUGCCUUAACUCUUGGAUGUAGUCUCCUUCUGUUGAAUGUAAUGUAUGAUGUAACGAGUGGAAUGAAGUGCAUGCUCAGAGCAGGUGUUUUUAAUCCUGCUGUUGUCAGAUAAUCACCUCCAGACUUUAGAAAUUCAUAGCUGUUGUUGUUUUUUUAAAGCGGUCAUCUCUGUCAGUCAUGAGACGUACCCGUCGGUGUGGAUGAACGGCCUGUAAGCCCAGUGUGAGCUCUGCAGGAGAAUCAGCACUCAUCUUUAAUCAUCAUUCAGUGUGACAAUCAUGACAGUGCAACAGUCACUGCAGCACAACAGGAUCAGGAGUACAAAGACUUUAACGUGCACUUUAUACACAUGAGAGAGGGAUGUUGUAUUUUAAGGCUCUGUCAUUCCCGAAUGAUCCAAUACUAAUUUCUUUUAAGUCAUUUGGUUGUAAUUGCAGGGACAAUGGAAACAUCCUUGAAGCUCCAUUCGAACCCAAGUGAAUAUCAGUUAAUUAGAGACAAACUUUAUUUUUAAUUACAUGUUGAAUUGUAAGAUACAGAACCGCUAAAUGUCCUGUUAGAUUUUUCAUCUUGCGCUCACAAGUUCUUCUCUUGUUAUCAUCUGUCAGGACUCCGUUUGUGUGGUUGCUUGUAGGAACACCUCACAUAUUUUCACAUUUUUGCAUGUCAAUCUAAUUGAAAUGAAUUAAUAAGAAGUGUACUAAACGAUCCCUGCAUCAGUUAGCCUGCCAUUAGCAUCAAAUGACUCUGUUCUUUGUAGUAAAGGUCCUAGUAAAUGGCAUGGAAUUAUCUGGAAAUGACAGAACUGUAAAGUAAAGCAUGCGAGCCGCAGUAGUGAUUAGUUUUAGUGUAGUGGGUUGGGUCAGAAUUCAGUAUUAUUGAAUUGAGACUUUUACUGCAUUUAUAUUGAGAUGAUAUGAUCAUAUCAUAUUAUUCCUUUACAAACUUUUGCAAACUCAUUUCAUUUCAUUGAGCACCAGUUUGGCUCACUUCAAGGGCUUUUUAGUAGCUUUUGACCCCACGGCACAGUCUUCAUGAGCAGAUUGAGUUUACCCAGAUUCUGAGCACCUCUAGGCUCAAGUCCAUGUUGAUGUCCAUCAGUUUGCAUUUAUUUAUGUCAUCACGCAUGCAUCUGCUUCUUUGUGAUAAACGCCGACAUGAGAAAAAUGUUCUCAUUAAUAUUGCGAUGUUGAGUCCAGUCCAGCUGUACUUUGUGGAAAGUCUUCAAAUAAGCAAUAAUCACUGAGUUUAAAGAAAUCAUGUGAGAAAUUUUGUCCCAAUUUGUUGGGUUAAGGGCUCACUGUGAUAUCAAUCAGUUCCAAACCAAUCAUAUAGAACGACAGCUGGAAGAGUUGGAGAUUGUCAGAUUGUUGCUGGAGACAUUAUUCAUCUCGGCUGAACCGAGAAGCAGAGACGGGCCUUUAUUUCUAAUUCCCUCUGCUUCGUCUAAGUCUGUCUGAUGGUGGUAUUUUACUAAGACACCCUCUCGUUUUCUGAUCUGUUUCCGUUAGUCGUGUUAGUUUGUUGCUCGGCACUUCCUACAUCUGCCUCAAUUUCCGCCAGGAGUCGACGCGGUAAAAUCUGAAGGGCUUUUAUUUUGAAACAAAGUAUAAUCAAUCGAGUGAAUUCCUCUGAGAGAGAAGAGCAUCGCUGUUAGAAAGAGCACUGAGGAUGACUUUGCUGAUGGACUAAUGCUGCAGUAAUUCAAGUCACAGUGAAGUUACCAUGCACGUCAUGUCAUUGCUAUUAUUUCACACCCAGCCAUUAUUUGCGAAUUGACAGCAUGCACCAAAGCCAGGCUUAGAGUCAUGCUUUUAUUUUGGAAAAACAAUCCUGAACUAAACUUUGCUGAAGUGUGAAUUGAACUCUUUGCACAGCAACAUUUUUUGCCUUGUUUCAUCAGUUUUGAACUGUAUUGGAAAGACAAUCAUAAGCACGCUGGAUCACGAGUGAAAUGAUAAAAACUAUUUACGAAUGGUUUCCCUCACAAGAACUCAUCAGAUACUUUCUCUGUGUGCUCUGCACUGUGCUACAGACAUCCCUGCUGCACUGAAUGUGCAUGACAAGAAUGAAUACAGCCAAAAGUGUUAAUACCAACCCUUCCUCAACAUCCUUCCCCUCAAUCCAAAUAUUGUGUCUUUUCCUGUACUUGUCCCCUCUCCAGCCCUGCUGGGAUUGUUAACACCGACACACAGAGGAUGCCCCGAGGCUCGUAUUCAUCCCCUGUCAUCCAUCUACAGUAAUAAUUCAUAGCUUUACAUUUUCACCGCAUUGAUUUUUGCCCCCUGUCCUCUGCAGAGAAGCCUUUCAUAGCAGGCUGCAGCCUGAAGAAUAAUAGUUGAGCCUGCAGUGUCGUUUCCCGCCUCGCUGCUGAGAGGAGCAGAUUUCUGCUGAAUCUGAGAGUUCAGCAGCCCAUCUCUAAUUCACCGCAGCUCCCUCUUCUUCCCUGUCACUCUCACUGCUGCGCGUGAGAUCACCAGCGGCGGUUAGUCUUCCUCAGGCCUUCGGUCACAAUCAGAGUCCUUUGGUGAAAAUGCUUCGUUUCCCUGCAGAUUCACAUCGAAGCCAAUUUCCUCAACAGCAAUAUAUUGAAAAAAUAACUGCGAUAUGUUUUCACAGCGUCACGCAGCCUUAAUACGACCUACAUGAGAGAAGUGUGUUACAUACGUUGCUUGUGCCUGAAUGUUUUUUAUGCCACAGCGUACAGAUCUGCUCUGUAGAUUAGAUGCCCUGUGCUCAAUUUUGGAAAAAGCAAAAAGAUAUGGACAUCCUGCCCUGUCUGCAGACGACAGACAGCUUCAUUUAAUACUGUAUUUGCAUGACGUGGACUGAGACACCAUCUCCUCCUUCUCUACAGACACUUCCUGUGUCACCGCUAACAUCAGUUUUUCAGGCUCGAGGGCUAAUUAGCUGGUCAGCUGUGAUACACGGACAGCUUCAGCUUCAUCUGUCAGUUCAUGACAGUUCAUGCUAAAUCAUAACUAACAAAACGCGGCCUGUCCUUAUCGUUUAAGCUUCAUUUAGCAGCACCAGUCAGUUGAUGGAGCUCCAAAGACGUCUUGUUCUUCCUUACAGCGAUUAAAAAAGGAAAUUAACAAUAAAUAUAGAAGUCACUUUGAUGGCUAAUUAGGAUUUCAGAUGGACUGAAACACAGUUUAAGCCUUCCAUGUUUUAGCUGUAGAUGAAAAGUUGUGAAAAGGAUCAGAAAAAGGCAAGAACUACCAAAUUAAAAGAGAAACAUCUAAGAUGUUAGAUUACAAACCUUAUUAAUUUAUUACGUCUCCUGUGUUUAAUGUGUUGAAUCCAGAUGUGCCACAAGUAUUUUUGAACUGUGUUUCAAAAUGAUUCACUUCCUGAUUUUUUUAUUUGUAAGGAAACUUUAAAAAAGGUUAACGAGCACAUCGCUCAAAGCUAUUCACCCUCUUAAGAAAAAGACACGAGUGCUCUUUCAUUUUGUAAAAACUCUUCCUUUAUCUUUUUCAACCCUGCUCUACAUUUCAAGCUAAAGGCACAAAGGAUGAAAUCUUGCGAUGUUUUUAGUGUAAAUCCCAGCAGCACUGCUACAUGGUAGCAGCCAGAGUCCUGCUGUGGAGAGGGAGGUUAGUUUAAACACAUACUUAUACUUCUGAUUCUUUGAUUCGGAGAGCCCCCCAGAGUGAUGUCCUUCAGCAGGGUUCAGCGUCCUUCAGCAGGAUUCAGCGUCCUUGAGUAAAAACCAGAGUUUAAUUUCACUGAAGUGUUAAUCAGUGGAUGUGAGUCCAGUCAGAGGAUGUCUGUUCAGGGCUGUUCUCAGCUGUUUUUUCCCUCAAGACGCGACCUGAAGCUUUGGAUCCCCGAAACAUAACAAGCUAAAUCACAGACCCAGUGUUUGAUCAUAGCGUUUAGUGGUUUGAGGAGGAAGUGAAACCUGAAAUCUUGAGUGUUGCAGAGAGCUGAGCAUGCUGGGAGGUCUGGCUCUCCUCUCCCCCACAUUUACCCAUUCAGCGUGCACUAUUUUACUAAAACCAUUCAUAAGGAAUUUUACAAACUCACGUUAGACCUUACAGUUUUUGCACUGUGAGCUUUUUGAAUUGUAUUUGUACUAAAAGCAGAAGGUACAAAGUUUAUUUUUCUCAUUUUGUGUACAAAGAAAAAAAAAGGGCAAAACAAGACAUUUUGUAAAUAUGUUUUAUGUACAAAUUUGAACUUCCAAAGUAUUGACGACUGUGGAUUUUGUUUAGUUGGAUGAUUGUUUUUUUUUUAAUAAAUAAUAAAGCUUUAUUUAAUUGUCUUCUUCCUGUUUUAAAAAUGUACAGUCGUUUUCCCUCUUCAAUAAAUAACUGUGCUGU
Chelmon rostratus (copperband butterflyfish) is the source of this 13892-nucleotide messenger RNA. Its product is annotated as A-kinase anchor protein 13-like. The transcript has 41 exons. Gene Ontology annotation, biological process: adrenergic receptor signaling pathway; positive regulation of canonical NF-kappaB signal transduction; regulation of Rho protein signal transduction. The coding region runs from base 1 to 8703 and encodes 2900 amino acids. The record is from RefSeq and is a predicted model, not a curated record. Gene Ontology annotation, cellular component: membrane; actin cytoskeleton. Lineage: Eukaryota; Metazoa; Chordata; Actinopteri; Chaetodontiformes; Chaetodontidae. Gene Ontology annotation, molecular function: guanyl-nucleotide exchange factor activity; MAP kinase scaffold activity.